CCUCAUCUCUGGAGCAGAACACGGGAACGGGUCGAAGUACAAAGAUGUCCGGCUCAGAGGACUUCCUUCAAGGCAAAUAUAACAAGACAUCACAGAGGAAAAGAACCGUAUUCACUGAUGAACAGCUUGAAGACUUGAACAUCUUGUUCAGUAAGAACCCGUACCCAGACCGUGACCUUCAGGUAGAAGUAGCCUCCAAAAUGAACAUAGACCCCACGGUGGUGCAGGUCUGGUUCAAGAACCACAGAGCAAAACUCAAGAGAGCAAAAUCCACUCAAGUUCCACCCCCGCAGGAAGCUCAGCACCAGACACCCCUGGAGGACCCAGUCACAGCCCGACUCCUUCCAGGCGCCAGUGGAAGCACCAGCCAGAUACCCUGAAGACGCCUACCCCCAGGGCCUCACUUACCCGCACCUCAGCAUCUACCCCAGGCUCAAAGUCCCCAGGAACCCCUCUGGAGGACACCAAAUCAUCCACUUCGGCUGCUGCGAAGACACCACCAUAUACAACCUCUACCCGCUCUGGAACCCCACAGUGCAGCCAGGACCCGGCUCUGCCGCUGCCUCUUUCUUUGCACAAAACAGACAGAACCAGAACGAUUUCCAGACACAGAAAUAACUUCCAGCCAUAAAGAACAAACAACGAUAUGGUGGCUGGGUUUCAAAAACACCCCGGGGCCAGUGCUGGGGCUCAGUGUGUUAAAGCCCUGGCUUGCUCCAGUUCCAGUCCUGGCUGCUCCACUUCCAUCCAACUCCCUGCUAAUACACCUGGGAAGGCAGCAGAGGACGGCCCAAAUCCUGAGGCCCCACAUCCAUGUGGAGACCUGGAGGAGGCACCUGAUUCCUGGCUUCAGCCUGGCCCAGUCCCAGUCAUUGUGUCCAAUUGGGAAGUAGACCAGCAGAUGGAAGACUCUCUCUCCUUUUCUCUUUCAAAUAAAUAAAAUGAAUCUUUAAAAAAAAAAAAAAAAAAGGCACCUGCGCAGGCCUGCCACAGCAGUGUCCUUGAUCCUGCCCGCAUCCCAGAGUCCUUUAGAUCUGUACGCCCCAGGCCACUGGUCUUCAAACGCCCUGAGCCAUCCCUAAGGAUCACCUACCCUCCCACCCGGACAGGCAAAGAGCUCUGUUUCCGAACUGUGCUGAGCUAGUUGGAUUCACACACUUGUACAAUUCUGCACAUAAACAGAUAGCUCUGUCUCCUAGUCUACUCUUCACUGGAAUCCAGUAAGAAGGGACUUCAGAAAGAGAGGAUUAGGAGAAAUUCGGAGCUGGGAGUUUGGCUUGGUGGUGAGGCCUGGGUUAGAAGGCCUGUGACUCCUGUCAGCAUCUGGGUUCCAGUCCCAGCUCCACUGCUGACUCCUGCUCAUGCACACCGUGGGAGGCAGCAGGGGAUGGCUCGGGUGCUGGGGUCCCUGUCACCUUGUGGGAGACAUGGAUGGAGCUCCUGGCUCCUGCCCUGGGGCUGUGGUGGGCAGGGAGCCAAGGUCAGAGCACUCACUCGCUCUCUGCCUUUCAAAUUAAAGACUUGGAGGGGCUAUGGCACAGCAGGUUAAGCCACCACCUGCAACACCAGCAUCCCAUAUGAGUGCUGGUUCAUGUUCCCGCUGCCCCACUUCCAAUCCAGCUCCCAAGGAAGAUGGCCCAAGUGCAAGCUCCUGCCACCCACCUGGGAGACCCAGCUGAAUCUCUGGGCUCCUGGCUUCAAGCUCGGCCACUGUGGCCAUCUCGGGAGUGAACUAUCAGAUGGAAGAUGUGUCUGUCUCUCCUUUUCUGUGACUGCUUAAAAAAAAAAAAAAAUGAGGGGCCGGCUCUGUGGCAUAGCAGAUUAAGUCGCUACCUGCAGUGCCUGCAUCCUAUAUAGGCACCGGUUCUAGUCCCGGCUGCUCCACUUCCGAUCCAGCUCUCUGCUAUGGCCUGGGAUAGCAGCAGAAGAUGGCCCAAGUGCUUGGGCCCCUGCACCUGUGUGGGAGACCUGGAAGAAGCUCCUGGCUCCUGGC
Messenger RNA from Oryctolagus cuniculus (rabbit), 1993 nucleotides. RefSeq names its product divergent-paired related homeobox (gene DPRX). Gene Ontology annotation, biological process: regulation of transcription by RNA polymerase II. The record is from RefSeq and is a predicted model, not a curated record. Gene Ontology annotation, molecular function: DNA-binding transcription factor activity, RNA polymerase II-specific; RNA polymerase II cis-regulatory region sequence-specific DNA binding. Lineage: Eukaryota; Metazoa; Chordata; Mammalia; Lagomorpha; Leporidae. Gene Ontology annotation, cellular component: nucleus.